AUGGCCCUCCAUCAUCUCAAGCCAGAGGGGUUAUCUGGGACAAAACUUGUUGGUGUUUGUCUCUGCUUAAUAUUGAAGUCAAACACAGCUAAAAACCCCACUCCCAAGCUGGUUACUAAUGUCAAGGUUUCAAUCCUUCUGUUCAUGAAACACACGCAGUUUGAAGACAUUCUGGAGUGGAAAGAGGAGAUUCAUCAUGGUGGAAAUGGGCCUAGUCAUGACCACACUUUAACAUUGUCUGCUUUUGCUACGCAUCUGGUAGUGGCAUACUCUGCAGCUCAAGCUGGGGCAGCAGCAACAGCACCACACCCAAUUAAUCCAGUAUUAUCCACAUCAUCAGUAGUUCCGCAAUCUGUUCACCCAUUCCAGCCUCCAGACAAGCUAGCCAUUGAAAAUGCGGUGGCUGCCCAGCGUUAUAUUAGCAAGAAUGCCCGUGCAAUGUUGCAAUUUGAGGCCACAUCUUAUGAUGUCGUGCCAGUACCCUCUACUUCAUUUAAUGCAGUCAUCAAGAAUGAUUUCCCAUUCAUUCCAGAUACCAGAGCUAGUAGCACCAUUGUGCUAGCAGUCAUCCCUGAUAGGAAUAGCAUGGUUGGAUUUCUGGGGGCCUUCAAAACAUGUUAUCCAGCCACUGUUAGGUCUAUCAUUCACUCUGCUGCUGACAUGUUGGUUCUGGAGCUGAAGAAUGCUGUGGCAAAGUGUAUCUACUUCAAAGAAGGGCUUGGAAGCAACAGAGCUACAUCUGGGGCAUCAAAGCAAAAGCAGUAUGGGUUAGCUGACAAGCUACACUACACUGCUAUUGAGGCAAACAUCGUCUACUGGGGAAAUGGGCUUAUCAACCUUGCGUAUCACUUCAUUGACAGUCAUCCAGCUACCAAGACUUCUCCCAUCUCCGAAUCUCUGCCUUGCCUCCUCUACCUCUUAGAAGAGCGGAUUGAUCAUCAGUUCAUCAAGUACAUCAACAAUGAUAGUGUUACACCAUGCAAAGGCUUGAGCAAGGAGGAGGAGGAGAUUGCCAAUUUCCUGUGUUUUGUUCAACAUGUCCAGUACCAAACAAUGCACAGAGUUGCUUUCUUGUCUGAUUUCCAAGGUGGAGGUAAUCUCCUGACCAACCCUCAGAUUAUCACUCGCUUACUGACUCGGACAUUUGCUGACCAGUCACAAGUAGGGAACAUAUCCAAAGUUUUGGCAAGGGUAAUCUACCAAAAACAAUGUCAACAUUUCCUAUUCAUCAUGUCUGCAACUACUUUUGCGAGACUUAUGGGCUGA
Coniophora puteana RWD-64-598 SS2 is the source of this 1266-nucleotide messenger RNA. RefSeq lists its product as uncharacterized. Gene Ontology annotation, molecular function: ATP binding; protein serine/threonine kinase activity. The record is from RefSeq and is a predicted model, not a curated record. The transcript is spliced from 9 exons. Gene Ontology annotation, biological process: protein phosphorylation. Lineage: Eukaryota; Fungi; Basidiomycota; Agaricomycetes; Boletales; Coniophoraceae. The coding region runs from base 1 to 1266 and encodes 421 amino acids.